This is a messenger RNA of Gracilinanus agilis (Agile Gracile Mouse Opossum), 1702 nucleotides long. RefSeq names its product transmembrane protein 101 (gene TMEM101). Gene Ontology annotation, biological process: positive regulation of canonical NF-kappaB signal transduction. The transcript is spliced from 4 exons. The record is from RefSeq and is a predicted model, not a curated record. Bases 106 to 879 code for a protein of 257 amino acids. Lineage: Eukaryota; Metazoa; Chordata; Mammalia; Didelphimorphia; Didelphidae.
GUCCCGGAAGCCUCCGUUCGUGUUCCCCCGUCGCCUUUUCCUUCCCGCCCCCGCUGCUCCCUCCGGAGCGAGAUCGAGGCCGGCUGCCGACUGUCCUUCCCCAAGAUGGCGGCAGGGCCGGGUCGGCGGCGGCGGCUGUUACAACUGCUCAUGCAGUUCGGCUCGAUGCUGCUCACGCGGUGUCCGUUUUGGGGUUGCUUCAGCCAGCUCAUGCUGUACGCCGAGCGGGCCGACGCGCGCCGGAAGCCGGACAUCCCAGUUCCCUACCUGUACUUUGACAUGGGGGCUGCUGUCCUCUGUGCCAGCUUCAUGUCAUUUGGAGUGAAGCGCCGUUGGUUUGCUCUGGGAGCUGCCCUUCAGCUGGCUGUCAGCACCUAUGCGGCAUAUGUAGGGGGCUAUGUCCACUAUGGAGAUUGGCUUAAGGUCCGAAUGUACUCUCGAACUAUUGCCAUCAUUGGUGGUUUUCUGGUGUUGGCUAGUGGGGCAGGCGAAAUUUAUCGCCAGAAACCACGGAGUCGCUCUCUGCAAUCCACAGGCCAGGUGUUCUUGGGAAUCUACCUCAUCUGUGUGGCCUACUCCCUACAGCACAGCAAAGAAGACCGUUUGGCAUAUCUGAACCAUAUCCCUGGAGGGGAGCUUACACUCCAGCUGCUCUUCAUCCUUUAUGGUGUCCUGGCGCUGGCCUUCCUUUCUGGCUACUAUGUGGCCCUGGCUGCUCAGAUCCUGGCUGUGCUGCUACCCCUCAUCAUCCUCCUCAUUGAUGGAAACAUCAUCUAUUGGCACCACACUCGUCGAGUUGAAUUUUGGAAUCAGAUGAAGCUCAUUGGCGAGAAUGUGGGCAUCUUUGGGGCUGCAGUGAUCCUGGCCACAGAUGGCUGAAUGGCACCCAUUGGGGAUGGGGUGAGAGGGGCAGAUUUUUUUGGGGGGUGGUAUAGGGAAUUUUCUUCCACAGGCUGUUUAUUUAUUUUAAAAAAAUCCAAAACAACCAAAAAACUUCCUUUUGUCAUGAUUGUCACAAAAAGGAUCUUUACCUUGUUCCCCUAGGAAAUGCAAUUCAAGGGAAAGAGAAGCCCUUGCAGCUGGGUUAGGGUGGGGUAAUGAAUUCCCCAGGGCUCCUCUAACCCAGGAAGGGAAUAUCUCAGGAGAGGAACUUCCAGGAAGAUCAGAGGAGGCUUGUGGUAGGGGUUAGGGUGGAUAGAGGAAGGGAGAGGCUGUAUAGACAGAGACAGAUCAGGAGAGAAGCAGAAACGUGGAGAAAAACAAGGACAAGAUAUGUGUAUUUCUUUUUGUACAGUGUCCAGUACACUAAACUCUUGAUGAAAACAUUUCGAGAGUAUGUACACGUGCAUGUGUGUGUGUAUGUAUGUAUGUGUCCCUAUCCAUGUAUCUGUCCAGUAUCAUGGACCAGACUCAAGUAGCCAAAGAGACUCAGCUCAAGUUUCAAGUGUUCUCUGGUUUUCUGGAGAACAGGAGCAAUGCCUGUCAGUCCUCUUCACCAAUGUGUUUCAUGUUCCUCCUUGGCUGGUUCCCAGGCUUAGGUGAUUUAGUACAGAGUUGUUCUCCAGCCUAUUAUAUCUACCUUUUUUUGAAGCCUUCUUCAGGCUCUGCCACAUCUUUGCCCCCAUUUGUGGGGUAAGCUUCCUGUGAACAAGAGCACCUCUCUUCCUGACCUUUUCCUUGCCCCACAUUUAGUACACUCUGC